AAGAUUUAAAAAAAAAUAGCAUAUGGCCAUUCUGCAAGCAGCAGUGCUUUUUAUUUUCUUAACCCAACUAUUAGUCCUCACAAGAGCUGCGGGUUGCCAGCCGUCCACGUGCGGCGAAGGCGGGGUGUCCGUACGAUUCCCCUUCGGUUUAGAAAAUCAGCCCUCUUUCAUGAGCUGCGCGUAUGAUCCUCUGUUCACUCUCCGGUGCAGCAAUUCCAGCGGCGGCAGCCACUCCUCAUCGCCGCCACCGCCGGUGGUUUUCAAUCUCCCCUCCUCCGGAGACUUCUUCGUCCGCAGCAUCAACUACUCCGGCCAGCAAAUCCAGCUCUACGACCCGCAGAACUGCCUCCCGAGGAGGUUUUUGAAACUCGACCUCUCCUUCUCCCCUUUCGCGCCGCUGCAUUACCGCAACUAUACUUUCCUCCGGUGCCCCAAACGCGCCGCCGUGAAGAAGGCCGCGAACUCGUCCUCCUUCUCCGUCAUAGGAUGCCUCGGCAACUCGUCCGUCUCCGUGAUUGCGACUUCUUCCGCGAGGGCCGUGACGGCGUUGAGCGCAGUGUGCGAGACGUUCGCUGCUGAUUUGCGGGUCCCGGUUUCCGGUGAUGACGUGGACUGGGUUUCUUCAUCCUCUGAUUUUCGACUGGGAUGGAGUUCGCCGGAUUGCAGGUCGUGUGAGGCGGAGGAGGGCGGCGUUUGUUCAUUUGCUCCCUAUGCAGAUUAUACCAUCCAAUCCAUCGGUUGCAAUUUCGACAAUACCACCGCCGCCAUUCCUCCACCGUCUGGCAGGUCACUAAGGAGAAAGGGGACUAGGAUUUUCUUGAUUAGUGCAUUGUGUAUAGUCCUCCCGGCUGUUAUAGCCAUGGUUUGCAUGAGGUGUUUCAUCCAUAUAAGGAAGGUAUACAACAGACGUCCAUACCAUGGCUCUGGGAGGAAUAGAAGGCAGCAGAAUAUGGUGAUGGGGACUCCGACGACUGCUACCCAAACACAGCAGGCACUGAAUCCUAUAGCACGACCAAAUCCGGUGAUGAGGACAACAAGAACUACUAAUCAAACACAGCAGCCGCUGAAUCUCAUGGCACUACCGAAUCCGGUGGCAGGGACCACAAGACCCACUAACCAAACACGGCAGGCACCAAGCUCUGUGGCAAUACAAAAUCCACUGGAGUCAGAGACAGCCACUUCAAGUAGCCGGCCGACGAACAUAGAUAUAAGAUUGUACUACACGCAGAGAGUGUAUGAAAAUGGUGGGAGACUGCCACUGCCAGGGCAGAACUCUUGUGCCAUCUGCCAAGAAGAUUACCAGCCAGAACAAAAACUAGGCUUAAUGCAUGGCUG
Molecule: messenger RNA, 1335 nt
Organism: Cuscuta epithymum
Lineage: Eukaryota; Viridiplantae; Streptophyta; Magnoliopsida; Solanales; Convolvulaceae
Source: the annotation of a GenBank genome assembly